CAUGUCCCAUUCUAAGGAUAGAUAUACGUGCUUUGAGUGUUUUUAUCGUACUGAAGAUCCCUUUGGCGAUAGAGACUGUAGAUUGGAUUCAGAAUUUGCAAUACCUUACAAUCCAAGCGAUUAUCGGGUAAUAGAAAAUUGUUUAGCUUGCGGCCUGACUGUGACGAAGAAAAGCAAUAAAUUUUACGAAGUAAAUCGCUUUUGUGUGUAUUCUUCUGCUGGACAGGAAAGAGAUGAAUGGAAAACUCCCAAGAGUGAAUGUUUAAAGGUACCAUUAGUAGAUGGUGAAAUGGAACACUGUUACUGUAAUACCGACUUUUAUGACCUACGAGGAAAUCCUCCGUCUAAAGCUGUAACUUGCUAUCGAUGUUCGUGGGAGAAGUCAAGUGGAAGAUCUUUACAUAGCAGUCAAUGUGAUAUUGAAAUGAAUUUUUCAUAUUUGAAACGUGAUAUUGUCAAUAAACUUGAAUAUAAUUGCGAACAAUGCCAAUUGAAAAAUGAACUUGUAAGCAUUGAAAGAGGGUGUAUUAAGGAGAUAAACAUUAAAGAUAAGUGGAGGAAGAGAUUGAAUAGCUGUUAUAGAACUAGUUUAAAGAGGGGUGAAAUAAUUGAUUGCUUCUGUGAGAAUAAUUAUUGCAAUUCGAGAGCGGAUGAUAUUCCGGACGUUUGUGACCAAGUACGAGAAACUGACGGAAAAAAUACGCUAUUACAAACGAGUACUACGAGUUCUGCUACAACUAUUAUUAAUACAAUUAGUAGUAGUUUACCGGGUGCUUUCAAUAAUGAUGAACCGAAAUUCGCAUGCUUUCAAUGCCUCUAUGCUUCAUGGGAUAGUAACACAAAUAGAGGAUGCGGUUGGGGAGAGAAUUUCACGAUUCCUUCAGAUUCUCCGUUAUAUGUGCUUAAUGGUUGCAAUGAAUGUAAAUUAAUUGUUACUUGGAAGGGCAAUAUACCAUAUGAAAUCUUUAGGUUAUGUCUCACAUAUAAUAGACAAGAUCCGUGGCAAUAUGAGCAAGAACUUUGUACAAAAGAACUGUUGUACGGGGGAGAAAAUGAAUUCUGUUCUUCUGUAGCUGUAAAGAGAACGGAGAAAAAGAUUCUUAUCAAUUGCUUCCAAUGUCUUUGGCGUAUCAAUAUGAAUUCUACUCUUAUUGAUCAAAGAUGUAGGCAUGGGAAUAACUUUAGUGUUCCUCAUAUCAUAGGGGAUUCCUCAGUAGUAUCAAACUGUAGUGCUUGUUAUAUGCAAACAAUCUGGAGAGGAGAUCAAGUUUACGAGGUUCAAAGAACGUGCCAAGGAAAAGGCCUGGUAAAUAGGACUUGGCAGGAUCACCAGACAUCUUGUUCAGAUAACUAUUUGGCUGGUGGUAAAGAGGAACAUUGUUUUUGCGAAGAAGAUUUUUGCAAUGAUAAAUCAAAUACCAUAGCAAAUAUAUGUCAUGAUAAAAGCGGCGGUAAUCACUUUACAAUGGAAAAAAAGAUAUUAUUAAUAGACGCUGGUGAUUUAAUGAAGUAUAAGGGCUAUAAAUACAAACAAUUUCGACAAUAA
Messenger RNA from Dimorphilus gyrociliatus, 1546 nucleotides. The record is from the annotation of a GenBank genome assembly. NCBI's taxonomy places the organism in Eukaryota, Metazoa, Annelida, Polychaeta, Dinophilidae.